Molecule: messenger RNA, 1030 nt
Organism: Galleria mellonella (greater wax moth)
Lineage: Eukaryota; Metazoa; Arthropoda; Insecta; Lepidoptera; Pyralidae
Gene: CPR94
Exons: 4
Coding region: 44-937 (297 amino acids)
Cellular component (GO): extracellular matrix
Source: RefSeq, a predicted model, not a curated record
CUAGUACAUUUAGUUGGUAACGGUUCACCCCAAGCAUCGCAGAAUGUACUCAAAGUUUUUAUUAUUCAUUUGCUUCGUGGGCUUCAGUCAAGCAGUUGUGAUAGAUCCUAGUCAAAGUUAUAAGGACAGGCAAGAAAAUUUGAAAACAUGGCAGUACAUCAAUGUGUAUCACCAUCCAACUUCAAAGUACAUUCAUAAAUACGAUAAUUAUGUUUACCCAAAAUACGAUUUCGAAUAUGCAGUAUCGGAUAAAAAGACUGGUGAUCAUAAACACCAUCAUGAGACACGGGAUGGUGAUCGAGUGCGCGGUGAAUACAGCCUGAUCGAGCCUGACGGUUCUCUGCGCAAAGUACAAUAUGAUGCUGAUGAUCACAAUGGUUUCAAUGCGGUUGUAAGUAAAACUUACAACAAACAUGGUGACCAUGCUUAUUCGAUUUUUGGUCAUACAAGAGAAUUUGGACAUGGUGUUAAGAUAAGCCACUAUUUUCCUGGGAAAGACUAUUAUUACCAAGACGUUGUUCAAAAACAUGAAACAGAACCGAAACCGGUAAAAGAAGAAAUAUUAGAACCUAAAAAAGUUGAAGAAAUAAAUGUUACACCUAGUUCUGAAGCUCCAAUUCCUGAACAGGAUUUAUCUUCUAAAACAGUAAAACCUGAAACAAAUCAAGCUGAAGUUGAACCGGCAAUUAUAAAAAUGGAACCAGUAGAAAAUGUGCCAAUUAAAAUAAUUCCAACAGCGGUAUCAAUGAUUAUGCAAAAUAAUGCAAAAAUAGGCACAGAUAAUCUUAUAAUGAUGCCUCUAAUGAAGGAAUCUAAUAAUACACCAAAUAACAAUGUUGAAAUUAAUGAAAAUAAAAAAGACAGAGAUCAAUCAUCUUCGGACUCUGAAGUAGCAUCAUCAUAUUACCACUCUAAAAUUUACUAUGUAGGUUUUUAAUAGUCAGUUUUUUAAGUAAAUCAUGUAAUGUAAAUACUGUUAUUUAGUAAUAAUAUUUUAGAAAAGUAAGCCGUUUGCGAGAUUUGCAAGACA